Messenger RNA from Phialemonium atrogriseum, 1905 nucleotides. RefSeq names its product putative vacuolar fusion protein ccz1 protein. Gene Ontology annotation, cellular component: intracellular membrane-bounded organelle; Mon1-Ccz1 complex. NCBI's taxonomy places the organism in Eukaryota, Fungi, Ascomycota, Sordariomycetes, Cephalothecales, Cephalothecaceae. The record is from RefSeq and is a predicted model, not a curated record. The transcript has a single exon. The coding region runs from base 37 to 1623 and encodes 528 amino acids. Gene Ontology annotation, biological process: vesicle-mediated transport.
GGGGAGCAGGACGCUGCUGCUAAGAGAUGGCUCGGGAUGGGGAGUGAGCCUGGGGCCGAGGACGGUGCCAUCUUUCUGGGCGUCGGGGCGCUCUCGCGACGUUCGCUGAGAGACGUCACCUACUGGAUGGAGGAUCUGUACGUCUGGGGUGAGAAUGCGUACGGUGUUAUUGACAGUGCGGCGACUACGAAGCCGGCGAGGCGGAAGAAGACCAAAAGCAGGCGGUUUCCGUCUUCUCCUCGUCCUCCUUCUCCCCCACCACCACCACAACCGAGUUCGACCCGACCGACUUCGCAGCCACCUGCUGGCGAAGUUACAGUAUUCGGCCCUCCGCCGCCUCUAAUCGGGCCCGGACGGUCUGCUAUCACAGACUCUGCAGAGCCUAGCCAGACGCAAAGAAGUCCCGAAGCGGGACCUGAAGGCGGAGAAGGCGGUGGAGGAAUGGACAAAUUGGUCAAUUACCUAAAGAUGGGAUAUGGCACAUAUUGGACACUCGGGAGUUCCCCGUCGGGAGAACAGCACAACCCCACGGCGAAGGGAGGUGGUGGCGUGGCAAAAGCGGACGAUGCACAACAGGCCUCCAAGGAUGAUGCUGCCGGGCACUAUCUCGUCGGCCUAGUGGGCGAUGUUGACGAGGACGGGACGGGAAGUGAUACGGAAGACGUCCAGGUCCACGGCCGCUCUGGGCAAGGAUCUAACCGCCAAACUCAUCUUCGAACAUUGACAGUCGAGCUCAAGAGCAGAGAAGACCCUCCAGAGUCUCAAGACACAAAAGACUCGGAGAGCCAGGUUACGGAGCAUGACAAACGGCGGGGCGAUGGCCGGGGAGAUACCAUGGAAACCGACGAUCCGGUCUUGAACAGCCAGGGUGGGAACAAAACGAAAUUGCAAGCCGUGGUCUACGUCAAUAGGCCUUUCAUUUUCACAUUCCUAUUUCAGCCUGGCACCCAAUCCCUAGCCUCCGAAGGUCUAUACCGAUCUCUCCAUUAUCAAGUAGCUCCCCUAAGGAAACACCUGAUCAACUCUACCGCCUACAGGCCUGGGAGGCCUGACAUAGGCUCGCCAGCAGUGCAAAUAUACGAUCUCGUCUGGGACCCGAGAGCUAUGACGGUACACUCGACGAUCCCAAACAUCCCCGACCCGGUGCCCUCGGCGCAGGCAGCCGGAGCGCAGAUAUGGACUCGGGCGGAGGCACUCAGCACGCACACGCAGAUCCUGAACAUGCUGGCGGCUACGCGGGCGGACGACUCGGAGCUCGAGCGGACGGCCAAGACGACCCGCGGAUGGUGGAUUGUCUGGAGCCGGAUCAUCCAACGCAAAACCCGCCCCGCCGCCAGGCCGCCGUCCUCCGAAGGAUCCGAGAGGCGGCGUUCCGAUGCAGACUCGUUCUGCGAGGACGGCGAGGGUGGUGAGGGAGAGGUGCACGGCGUGGUCACCAGCAAGGAGAUCUUCCUCAUCCGCAAGGCCGGAGACCGCGGCUCGUCUGGCGCUAUGAGAGGCGUCAGUGGUUCGUAUGUCACGGGGGGCGGUGGAGGGUGGGCGGAUGGGGCAAGCCGCCUUGCCCAGGGGAUUGGUAUCGACACAAGGAAGUACAUCGAGGGAUUGUUGAGUCUGAACCGCUAGUGCAUGCCGAAGAUGCCAGGAAGGAUACGGGCCGUCCUGUUGGCCCAGCCCCUCGCUGCCUGCGCCACCUUGCAAACAAAGACGGUUGAAUAGGAGUACGGCGCCAUAGGCAGCCACGCCUUCGGGAUUCCGUGGCUAUUUGGGCCCAAGUCCCAUGUCUCCCGAUAAAACGGGAACAGCAGGCAACCGUGUAAACCAACAGAACGCCAUGGGGCGUGGAUGUCCACAAUUGCCCCUUAUUAGAUAGCUACUUAGCUCUGGAAUAAGCAACAAGUUAUAAGA